AAGAAAAAAAGAAAAGAAAAGAAAAUAAGGGAAUAAAGAAUACUAGGGCCUGCCUAUUUUUUCUGUUUCCGGCGUGUUCGUCCCUACCUCCGGCACUCUCACACUUCUCUCUCUCAUAUGAGCUAGGGUUUCGGAGCUUUCUCAUUUUUUUCAAAGGUUUUUGAUUCGAUCUUGUCCGCUUCUUUCACUUGGAUCUUCAUCGACGGAUCUGAAAAAAUGGUGAGAGGAUUGCUUAACAAACUCGCCUCUCGCUCUCUCUCCGUCGCCGGAAAAUGGCAGCAACACCAGCUCCGCCGUCUCAACAUUCAUGAAUAUCAGGGAGCUGAGUUGAUGAGCAAACGUGGAAUCAAUGUUCCAAAAGGUGUAGCCGUUUCUACAGUUGAAGAAGCCAAAAAGGCCGUUCGGGAUGUAUUUCCCAAUGAAAGUGAGUUGGUGGUUAAAAGUCAGAUCCUUGCUGGUGGGCGAGGCUUGGGAACUUUCAAAAAUGGUCUCAAGAGUGGUGUCCAUAUUGUUGAGGCUGGUCAGGUUGAAGAGAUAGCUGGCUUGAUGCUUGGGCAGAUACUUGUUACUAAACAAACUGGGCGUCAAGGCAAAGUUGUCAGCAAGGUUUACUUGUGUGAAAAGCUGUCACUGGUGAACGAGAUGUACUUUGCUAUCACUCUCGACCGAGUAACUGCUGGUCCUCUCAUAAUUGCUUGUCGAGAAGGAGGAACCAGUAUUGAAGACCUUGCGGAGAAAUUCCCUGACAUGAUUAUAAAGGUGCCUAUUGAUGUUUUCAAGGGAAUUACAGAUGAAGAUGCUGCAAAGGUUGUAGAUGGAUUGGCUCCCAAGGUGGCUGACAGAAAUGCUUCAAUAGAACAAGUGAAAAAGUUAUACAAACUUUUCUGUGAAAGUGAUUGCACACAGUUGGAAAUCAAUCCCAUUGCAGAAACUUCUGAUAACCAGUUGGUGGCUGCUGAUGCAAAGCUGAAUUUUGAUGAUAAUGCUGCUUUCCGUCAGAAGGAGAUAUUUGCUUAUCGUGAUCCAACACAGGAGGAUCCUCGUGAGGUUGCUGCUGCAAAAGCGGAUUUGAAUUAUAUUGGCCUAGGUGGAGAAAUUGGUUGCAUGGUGAAUGGUGCUGGAUUGGCAAUGGCUACAAUGGACAUAAUUAAGUUGCAUGGGGGAACUCCGGCCAAUUUUUUAGAUGUUGGUGGGAAUGCUUCAGAAGGCCAGGUUGUGGAGGCUUUCAAAAUUUUGACCUCUGAUGAGAAUGUGAAAGCAAUUCUGGUGAACAUAUUUGGAGGAAUAAUGAAAUGUGAUGUAAUAGCAAGUGGAAUUGUGAAUGCUGCUAAACACGUUCAAUUAAAAGUGCCAGUAAUUGUUCGUCUUGAAGGAACCAAUGUCGACCAAGGGAAGGGAAUUCUGAAGGAAAGUGGUAUGGCACUAAUUACGGCAGAAGAUCUGGAUGAUGCAGCCGAGAAAGCAGUUGAAGCAGUUGAAGAUCUGAAGUUUUUCCGGUGACAAGUUAGGCUUUCAAAGCUUGAAUUAACAAGCGAGAAACUUGACUCAUAUUAUUGAUUCUUGUUUGGAAAUAGUCCGUUACGGUACACAUACAUUAUCAAAUAUUUCUGUUAAGGAUUUCUCCGUUCUUAACAUUGGAGCUUUUGUUUCAGCUAAAUUUGGAAUUGAUAUGAAGAAAAUAAUGAGAGGCUCUUUUGAAGAAUUUUUAUUUA
Camellia sinensis is the source of this 1712-nucleotide messenger RNA. RefSeq names its product ATP citrate lyase (ACL) family protein. NCBI's taxonomy places the organism in Eukaryota, Viridiplantae, Streptophyta, Magnoliopsida, Ericales, Theaceae. The record is from RefSeq and is a predicted model, not a curated record. Gene Ontology annotation, molecular function: ATP binding; metal ion binding; succinate-CoA ligase (ADP-forming) activity. Gene Ontology annotation, biological process: tricarboxylic acid cycle; succinyl-CoA metabolic process. Gene Ontology annotation, cellular component: succinate-CoA ligase complex; mitochondrion.